Argentina anserina (silverweed cinquefoil) is the source of this 1657-nucleotide messenger RNA. RefSeq names its product tubulin beta chain-like. Lineage: Eukaryota; Viridiplantae; Streptophyta; Magnoliopsida; Rosales; Rosaceae. Gene Ontology annotation, molecular function: GTP binding; structural constituent of cytoskeleton; GTPase activity. Gene Ontology annotation, biological process: mitotic cell cycle; microtubule cytoskeleton organization. Bases 64 to 1413 code for a protein of 449 amino acids. Gene Ontology annotation, cellular component: cytoplasm; microtubule. The transcript is spliced from 3 exons. The record is from RefSeq and is a predicted model, not a curated record.
UUACCCUAAGAUUUAGCCUCUCUCUCUCCUCUCUACUUUCUCUCUCAUCCUCUUCCGGCAGCCAUGAGAGAGAUCCUCCACAUUCAGGGCGGCCAAUGCGGCAACCAAAUCGGCUCCAAGUUCUGGGAGGUCAUCUGCGACGAGCACGGCGUCGACCCCACCGGGCGCUACAAAGGCGACGCCUCCUCCGAUCUCCAGCUCGAGAGGAUCAACGUCUACUACAAUGAGGCCUCCGGCGGCAGGUACGUCCCACGCGCCGUCCUCAUGGAUCUCGAGCCCGGUACCAUGGACAGCAUCAGAUCCGGGCCGUUUGGCCAGAUCUUCCGUCCCGAUAACUUCGUCUUUGGUCAGUCCGGCGCCGGCAACAACUGGGCGAAAGGUCACUACACCGAGGGUGCUGAGCUCAUCGACUCCGUUCUCGACGUUGUUCGUAAGGAGGCUGAGAAUUGCGACUGUCUUCAAGGUUUCCAAGUGUGCCACUCACUUGGAGGAGGGACUGGUUCUGGCAUGGGAACCCUUCUGAUAUCAAAGAUAAGAGAGGAAUACCCUGACAGGAUGAUGCUUACAUUCUCUGUGUUCCCAUCUCCAAAGGUGUCGGACACUGUUGUGGAACCAUACAAUGCCACUCUUUCAGUGCACCAGUUGGUAGAGAAUGCUGAUGAGUGCAUGGUUCUAGAUAAUGAAGCUCUUUACGACAUUUGCUUCAGAACUUUAAAGCUCAGUACCCCAAGCUUUGGUGACCUGAACCAUUUGAUUUCUGCAACUAUGAGUGGUGUCACUUGCUGCCUAAGGUUCCCUGGUCAGCUGAACUCAGAUCUCCGGAAGCUGGCUGUCAAUCUCAUUCCAUUCCCACGUCUUCACUUUUUCAUGGUUGGGUUUGCCCCACUCACUUCUCGCGGUUCCCAGCAGUACAUCUCCCUCACUGUGCCGGAGCUGACUCAGCAAAUGUGGGAUGCCAAGAACAUGAUGUGUGCUGCUGACCCUCGCCACGGAAGGUACCUGACAGCUUCGGCCAUGUUCAGGGGUAAGAUGAGCACCAAAGAGGUGGACGAACAGAUGAUCAAUGUGCAGAACAAGAACUCUUCCUACUUUGUUGAGUGGAUUCCUCACAACGUUAAGUCCAGCGUGUGUGACAUUCCUCCCCUCGGAUUGAAAAUGGCAUCUACCUUUGUUGGUAACUCUACCUCAAUCCAGGAGAUGUUCAGGAGAGUGAGCGAGCAGUUCACAGCUAUGUUCAGGCGCAAGGCCUUUUUACAUUGGUACACCGGAGAAGGUAUGGACGAGAUGGAGUUCACUGAAGCUGAGAGUAACAUGAAUGAUUUGGUCGCCGAGUACCAGCAAUACCAGGAUGCUACGGUUGAUGAUGAAGGAGAGUAUGAGGAGGAUGCUGUUGAAGGUGAAUAUGAGGACUAAACGACCUAAUACGUGUGAUAUAUAGAACCUGAAAGGGAAAGGGGUUGUGAUUUUGUGGUGAAGGGUCCGCUCUGAAUACUCAUGUUUGUUUUCUAGGUCCCCUUUCUGCCUUUUCACUCUUAUUGUUCUUGCAUAUUGUCUCAGCUUUAUUUGGUCGACUGGUUAAUAGAGUAUAAGUUGUUGUAAGACAACAUUGUGUGGUUGUUCUUUCUGAAGUAUGCAAUAAGAAACGUCAGUUUUGCGU